Molecule: messenger RNA, 1563 nt
Organism: Daldinia vernicosa
Lineage: Eukaryota; Fungi; Ascomycota; Sordariomycetes; Xylariales; Hypoxylaceae
Exons: 2
Coding region: 1-1563 (520 amino acids)
Source: RefSeq, a predicted model, not a curated record
AUGGCACCCUCUAGUCUUCCCAGCCUCGGUAAGCUCGCGGAAGGAAUGAAGGGCUCGGGAAAAACCGAGAAGUGGGAUGUCGUCGUCAGUUAUUCCAUGGCCCAGCUCAAUGAUGUCCUCCAAAAGCUCUGGAAAAGCGAUUCUGCCUCCAAGAAGGUCGAGUUCUCAGUAGAGAGGGAGGGUCCCGGGCACUCUAAAUAUUGUACCAAGUUCAAUAUCACUCUUGCGGCCCCGACUCUCUCUUUUACCCUGAGUAAGAAUGCAUGCUUGAAGAUGGAUCUCAGCGGAACAUAUCACGACCAGACGGCUACCGAAACGUACCCCGAUGAGACCAUCCCCCCAGGCUAUUAUUUCGAAGCCAAUGUUCCCAUCGUCUGCGUGAGCGCGGACGGCAAUUCGAAGGAAAUGGGCGAAGUUCUGGCUUUCGAUUCUAACAAGGCUAACGAGCGUCUUCACGUCGUCUUCAGCUUCGACUCUACUAAAGACACGAGCGCCGUUUUUGAUGUCAAACGGAAAGCUGGUGUCCCUGAUACGGACACCUUUGUCAACACCAGCAAAUAUUUUGAGAAGUGGAUUAAAGCGAACUGGCAAACCAUCAAGUAUUCCCUUGCCGAGGUCGCCCCGACUCAAGAAGACGGAACCCAGGUUCUUACUCCCGAACACGUCGCCUUCACCGUCUACCCUACUAGCGACGGCUCGAGCGGAUGCCUCAGUUUGUACAUCAAGACCAAGGACUCGGGAAACCAAGAUGGAGAAGCUACGACCGUCUUUCGUCUCUCCGACGGAGAGUCGAUCCCCAUUCCAUCUGACCACACAGCGAGCAUCAUAAUCCGACGCGAGCUGGUACAGAAGUUCCUGUCGCAGGCCAUCGAUGGCGCGAGGACGUACAACAAGAAAGCGCUGACAGUCAGCCCUAAGUCAACCACCACCGGGUUCGCAUACACCAACAAACUUAAUACCACUUUUCAUAAUUUCUUCAGCGAGCACACUGCGCUCGGCGACUACAAUAUCAAGGAGUUCAACUGGUCCUUUGACGAUAGUCCCCUCGACCUCGACAUUGCCAACAACCAGGCUCGCUGGACCAUGAGUUUCGAGAACAGCUUCGAGUGGUCCAUAUCCCGCACAUACGUGCGCCAUGGGGAUGUCAAGACGGACUUUAAAUACGGUACGGUCAAGUGUAACCUCUCGAUGGACAACUCGUCCACGUUCCUAUCGCUUGACGAUAAGAAAGUCACGGCAAAGAUCGAGAUCCAGGGAGGGUGGUGGAACCGCAAGGCUGAAGCCGUUCAGCCUUCUCUUGGUGAAAAAUUGCUUGGGAUGCAGGAUGAUAUACCAGAUGAGGUCGAACGCUGGAUGGAUGGCUGGCAGUUCCCAGUCUUUUCGAACACGAUGCGCCUGGAUUUCUUCGCGACUACCAAUGUAUUUGCUCCAGGAAAGCACAUCAUUGAUAUCGACACCUCCGUGGGCGUCUUAACUCCGUACGACCUCCUUAUAGUUGGGAAUAUUGUCGACCCCUCUAAGUGUGAUUCCCUAGAUUAUGGUGACAUCGUUGAAAUUGGUUAA